UGUUGACACACAGGGACAUCCAAAACAUUCACAGAACUGGCGUUAUUUUCUGGUCAAAGCUAACAAGAAAGCUCUCAACACGAUGAGAGAGUUUGCUGUAAACUCUCUCUUUGCAGACAUUUUGCCUGCGGAGAGUUUCAUCCCUAGAACCCAAACCACACAGCUGGGCUUCCGAGACAUGCUGCUUCAUGACGAGGAGCGGGGAAGCUGCAGCUCAAGUUUGGAUUUAUCGCCAACUAAUCCUGUUGGAUCUCUUUCUGUUGCUGCACUCAGGCAGACGGCCGGCCCAGCCUGCAGAAGCGGUCACAACAGCCCGACUUCUGUCGGGGCCCGCGGGGGUCAGAUCUGCAGGAGAUACCCCUCUCAUUCUGCCCCGGGGUCCUUGGGGAGAAGGAUCUCCAAGCUGCUGUGCGGCUGUGGAGGAGGCAGAUGCCGGCCAUUCAAAGUGAUGGGAGGUCCGGAGAGUGGGGGGAUGACACGGCUCCUCUUAGGUUCCCAUGCCCCGUGGCACACGCGUGUCACACUCCGGCAAGUAACGCAGACAACAGCAGCAGUGUCCAUCUGCUCCCCUCGCACAAAGCCACGGCCGCGCAGCAGAUACACUGUAGACCGGCUCACCAUGAGCAGAACAUGUUUAAAGUUAGUGUUUUUAUGCGCUGCUCAUGGUGAGUGUGAUACAUAUCGGGAUGAAGAAUUAUGACUUGUGGAAAUAUGCACCACACAGGCAUGCAUGCCUUGGUUCAGAGCUACAAGUGUUACAAGUGUCAGAAUGACACUGCAUAUGGCACCAAUUCACAACAAAUCUCAAGUCAUUUCAAUCCAGUCACACAUACUAUACAUUCCAGCUGAUCUUAUCAAACAAUCCAUGAAUAACAGUUUAUUAUUUAAUUGAGUUCAAAAAGUUUUCAGGAAACCCCGUAUGUUGCACUGAGUCUUGAAAAACAACUAGCAAUAGCGGACAAUAACCUGCAUCUUGCCGUUGACUUUACAGCAAUCCUUCAUACUGAGCAGGCGUGUGGCGACAGUGGAGAGGAAAAAUUCCCUGUUAGCAGGAAGAAACCUUCAGCAGAAUUAUCUGGAGAAAACAGGGCAGAUACACACUCAAAAAAAACAACAGAAGGGUUGAUAUUGGAGUACUUUCUAUGCUAAUAAAAAGUAAGAAAACAAAAAGCGGCAGAAAAACAGUGUUUAGUUGUCGAUACCAGGCAGGCGUCGCAGUCAAACAGAAGGCCAGACCAGAUGUAGCUUCAAUGGAGAGAAAACAUAAAGUUAACAGGUGAAAUGACAGCAAAUAAUGCAAAUUGGAGAGCAGCAGUAGAAGAAGAAGAAAGUGAGUAGAAAGUGGUCAGUUUGUCCUCAGCAGCGUGAGUGUAUCGCAGCGUAGCUACAGCGAUGACCUUUCUCCUCUGAGCAACUUACUGUGAAUAAAGACAUGCGUGUUAUAUAUGAUCAAUAUUUACAGUAGAAGUCAGACGUUUGUAUUUGCUCAUCUUAUUCAUUUAGAGCUUUUUGUGAUGGAUUUUGUUAUUUUUUUUAUGGUGGGAUAAUUAUACUAUCUUAUUAUGUUAUCUUAGCUUUUGAAGUAGACAGGGUGUCUGCCUCACAGAGAAAACCACGGGUCCGGUUUCACAGGAGAGGAGUCUGUCAACUCAAAGACCUGCCUCCCAUUCUUGUACCAGGCACCGCUGGAAACCUGCUGUCUGAGAGCAAAGUGUUCAUUAAAUUCUGAUCUGAGUUUAACAAUGAAGGAAAAGCUAAACCUGGACAGAUCUUUUCACCCGUUUAUUCCCAUCAGGGACCCUCACUGCUGAUGUUGUACUGAAAUCUUUAGACAUCCUGACAACGGAGAACAACAAAGUUCAGAAUAAAUGCAUUGAUUAGAUUUUCUGCAUCACUCUUCAAGAAGAUUCUUCCUUUCCCAUUUGUGAAUAAGCAAGUGAAGUCUGACAGGAGUCUGCGUAAUAGAAAAAAAAGAGAGAGUUAAUCCCUUCACUCAUUCAUACCGACUUCAUUCCACUGUCUGCUCUGAUAGAUACCUGUAAACA
This is a messenger RNA of Xiphophorus hellerii (green swordtail), 2045 nucleotides long. RefSeq lists its product as uncharacterized. The record is from RefSeq and is a predicted model, not a curated record. NCBI's taxonomy places the organism in Eukaryota, Metazoa, Chordata, Actinopteri, Cyprinodontiformes, Poeciliidae. The coding region runs from base 83 to 700 and encodes 205 amino acids. The transcript is spliced from 2 exons.